This is a messenger RNA of Rhineura floridana, 4634 nucleotides long. It is a transcript of the gene RIPOR3, whose product is annotated as RIPOR family member 3. The coding region runs from base 557 to 3316 and encodes 919 amino acids. The record is from RefSeq and is a predicted model, not a curated record. NCBI's taxonomy places the organism in Eukaryota, Metazoa, Chordata, Lepidosauria, Squamata, Rhineuridae. The transcript is spliced from 23 exons.
CUUUGUAUUUAAACAGCUACUAUUAUGCUGCAAAGGAUACCUGCUGGAUUAUUUUUGUUCCAAGUGGGACUUCAGAAUGGCUUUUCAAUUAAUGCAACUUGUUCUGUCCUGUGUUUCGAAAGUGGAACAAAAAAUAAGUUGUUUUAGGGAGGAGGGCAAAAGUUUAAAUGUCUAGUUUUUUUUUAUCUUACCAAGACAGAGGUAAGAUGACUAAGUGUUUAAACAGAGAGAAUGACAGGAAUUUACUUUUUUAAAAAUGAUCAUUCAGGAGCUGAAUUUACAGAAAAGAAGGGCGCUUCUGCAGAGAAGAACUGGUGGCCUUCACUGCAUGCAAAUUGUCCCCACAAAUGCCCUCCCCCAGCUUCCCCUGCCACUGAGUUUAUUUCCAGUCUUGGAUCUCGGCUGCAGGAGAAAACAGAGAUGCUCUCAUGAAACUCCUGCAACAUCUGCAAAGAGGAAUGACCGGUCAGCAUGUAAUUCCCCCCUCCCCCGGUGAUGGUUUUGGAUCUUGUGUUUGCUAAGAAAGUCGCUCAGCAAAGGUUCUACGAGGUCCAAAAUGUCAGUGAAAUCUGCCAAGAUAUAUCCCUCCCUCCAAAGAGGGACAGUCAUCUGGGAUCCCAAGCCACAACAAGUGAAGAAAGUUUUUGAAGCUUUGAAGAAAGGACUUAAUGAAUAUCUGGAAAUGCAUCAGGCAGAGCUGGAUUAUCUCUCGGAAUGCCACAAAGAUACAAGAAGAAACUCCAGGCUGGCUUUCUACUAUGAUUUGGAUAAGCAAAUCCGCUCUGUUGAAAGGUACAUCAGGAAACUGGAAUUUCAUAUAAGCAAGGUAGAAGAAUUAUAUGAAGCUUACAGCAUCCAGUGCAGACUGCGAGAUGGUGCUUCAAAUAUGAAACAUGCCUUUUCCUUAUCCCCUUCCACGAAAGCGUCAAGAGAGAGCCUCGUAGAACUUUAUAAGAACCUCCAAGAGUGCACGGAGGAUAUGUGUCUGAUAGAGGGGAUUCUUGAAGUGCAUUUGGGAGAGUUUCAGUUGAAGAUGAAAGGGUUGGUGGGCUAUGCACGUCUCUGCCCAGGGGACCAGUAUGAGGUGUUUGUUCGGCUGGGUCGCCAGAAGUGGAAGCUGAAAGGCAAAAUUCUGACACAUAACAGGCAAACGUGGGAUGAAGAGGAAAAAGUUUUCAUACCCAACCUCCAUGAGAAGUUUGAAAUCAAGGUCACAGAACUGCGGGGACUGAGUACCCUGUUGGUUGGCAUGGUGACGUGUGACAGCAUAGAGUUCUUCACAACUAGGCCUCAGACCAUCAUUGUGGAUAUAACUGAACUGGGCAGCAUCAAACUUCAACUGGAGGUCCUCUGGAACCCUUUUGAUAGUGAGAGCCUAAUUUUGUCUCCUGGAUCUGCCUCCAAGUUUUCUGCGGGGAGCAGAAAAAGCUCCAUAUAUAGCUGGACUCCUCCAAACACUCCCAGCUUCCGAGAGAAAUAUUACCUGUCUGUGUUGCAGCAAGAGAAAAAGCAAACAGAUAUUGGUGAUGAGGCCCAAGAUCCCUGCAUCCUGAGCUACUUGGCCGACUGUAAUUUUAACAUGAGUCUGAGGAGUACGACCCACAGCCUGACUGAGAUGGCUGAAGGCAGCUCGUUCAGCUCAGAGGACCAGAAAGGGAUUGAAAGCAGGAACGUGACUCCACCCUCAAAUCAAAGGACGCUGCCAGUACCACUGGCUAUCCUACAAGAUGUUUGUGUGGAAGGAGAGCAACGGGACAUUUCACUGUGCCAGCCCCUCAGCCACAGGACUCUAGACAUCCUACAAGAGACACCCCAUGCUGACACUGCUCUCACCAUCCCAUUGUGCCCACUGGAUCAGGAGAAAGGCAAGAGCAGAUCCAUAAUCCGGGACAGGAGUCACUCUUUAGCACAACAAAGGAAGGCCCUUUCUGCUGGUCGAAGGGGCUUGAAAGGUGAUGUUGAUUCCAGUUGUGCUGGAAGGACCAGAUUGAUUGAGAAGACCCUGCAGGAAGUGUUACAUCUGCUGAAAUCACAAUAUCCUAUCCCCGCCCAACUGGAGGAACUGGAAUACCAGCUUUUCUGUAUCCGGGGCAAAUUAAAGCCGAAAAAGUUCCAUCUGAAACACUCUUCCAUGGAGAGCUUGAUGGUUGAGACAGUGCUGGAAAGUUUUGACUUCCUCAACGCCGACUGCAGUGCUGAUGAACUGUCAUCCUUUGGGAGUGUAAGGACCCGCAGUACCAGCACCAGCACCUACAAUGAUGGCACACUUCUGUCCCUGGGUUAUGAUUCCAAAACGGAAAAGAAAGAGUUAACCACAGGCAGUGAUGACCUAGAUAUACUUCUGGAAGUUCAUCUGCAGUUCUGUAGAGCUCUUCUUCAGAAACUUGUCAUGCCAAACUUAGCUCCGAUUGUCCAGGAGAGCCUUUUGGAAGAGGUGUCACAACAGAAACAUGUUCUGGAGAUAAUCUCUGCUCUGGCUGCUCCUGUGCCACGGAACCUAACUUCUGUUGAAGAGAUAAUUCAAAAAGCUAAAAAGCAGAAGCACUGCCUGAAGAUAUGGAGUGAGUGCACUGAACGGGGUAGCAUUCUGUUCUGUCCAGUGGAGAGAUUUUGGAACCCUUUGAAAUACAUAUUGAUGUUCAAAACAAAAGAGAACUAUCAAGGGCACCUAGAAAAAGUUUUGCAGAUGUUCCUGGAGCAGAUAGUUGGAGGCAGUCUGUUCUUUCUCUCGGCAGAUCUUCCAGCCGAAUCAGUGACAUUAUUCCAGUUUUACAACUAUCUGGAGAAGCACCAUGUGAACAACUUGGAGAAAUACUUGGCCAGAUUCGCUAAAGAAGUGAUAUUAACUGAGGACCUCCAGCGUCCUGGGAGAAUGAAGAAAAUAAAGAAACUGAAAGGGAAGCGACUAAGUCAACUACAACCCCUUCCACAGACCUUACAACUCCUUGCAGUUUUGCAGCUUGAUGAAAAUCAUCGUGUGGGAAAAGCAGCCACAUCAUGUCUUUCUCGUGCAGCAGCUGAUAGGAAUUUCAGGGAAAAGGCUCUUCUUUUUUACACAGAUGUCUUAAAUAAUGAUGAUGCAAAAUUACAACAAGCCGCAUGUCUGGCCCUCAAAAACCUCAGAGGCACUGAGAGUAUAGAACAAAUUGCCAGACUGUGUCUAUCAGAAUCAGAGGAAGUGCGGAAUGCUGCCAGAGAGGCGACUCUUUCGUUUGGUGAAAAAGGAAGGCUGGCUUUUGAAAAAAUGGACAAAAUCUGUUGUGAACUGAGGGAGACUAUGUAUCAAGAAGCUGAAAUUGAAAUUACAGUAUUUUAAACAGUACCUUCAAGUGAGGCCGCUGUCUUGUUCUGUGUGCACUUGUUUUUAUCAGUAUGUGACAAGGUACAGAGUACCAGGGACAGCACACAAAUUGUAAAUCUGUCUCAGCUGGAUUUUUUUAAAUACCAAGAAUUCUUGAAAAAGAACAGAGUUUGAGUUUUAGCACAGGUGAUAGGUGUAAAAACUUUUGGUGACUCUGAUCUUAUAACCAGAAGGCACUGUGUAAACAAAAGUAUAAACAUUCUCCAAUCUUCAGUAUCACAACAAAUGUUAAACCUGUAAAAGGCAUUUGGAAAACUUGCAGCAAAGCUCUCUGUCCCCGAUUCUCAAUGAGGAAAGGAGAAAGAAGCAGCUUUUCCAAGUGCGAGAUGUUUUGUGAAUCUCCCAGAAGGCUUUCCAAGUGGGGCUGGGGGAAUGAGAAGGAUCAAACUGGGACUGCAGUGAGUGAAUGGCAUUAAAGAAAAGGCAGCCCUCUAUGCCUUCAAACCAAGACAAACCUUUGGUUUAGGCAUAAGAGAAUAAUCUGUAUAUUUAUUGCUUAAUCUUGUGGACGGAGACUUUCACACACAGAUUUCUAAAGUAAUUAGAUAUUAUCAAUUAACCUGAAAUCUCCUUCAGGGGCACCUUGCUGUGGCCAGUGGAGAAGACAAACAUGGACCUAUUGGGGUCUUAAAUUAGAUUGAAAAACUUGGGAUUUGUGACCUAUUAUUGAGCACUUUCCAGAGUUAAGCCUGCACUUGUCUUAAAACACAUACACCAGAAUCUAGUGCCUGGCAAUAUAAGAGAAAACAAGAAGCCAGUUCCUUCCUUUUCAGUGCUUAAUUCUGGGUUUUAAAACUCUUUAGAUUAUAACUAAGAAACUAUUUCAAGUGGUCUGUGGCUGUAAUCCUUAGCAUAUUUACAGUAACAUUUUUACUGAAUCUAGCGAGUCUCACUUCUGAGUAAACAGGUUAGGGCAGGUAUGGGCAAGCUGUGGCCUGCGAUUGCUGCUGGACAAUAACCCCCAUCUUCCUUUUAUCAUUGCCCAUGUUGUCAAGAGGUUAAUGGAAUUUGAGUCCAGCAUCUGAACCAUCACAGGUUUACCAUCGCUUUGGCUGUGAGUGUUUUGGGAACUUCGCCUGUUGCUGAUAACAGGAAGCACUUCAAAGUGUGUGUGUAUGCAGGCUGCCAUCACUGGAUCAUGGCCCUUGGCUUUUAAUGUACAUAUUUUAUACAGUAUACAGCGCUUUGUGUUUUUUUUUACUUUUCAGUAUUUAUUGCUGGGGUUAGUUUUCAUAUUUUUAAAAAAGUUUUAUUAAAAUGUUUGAAUUCCCAA